Vigna radiata var. radiata (mung bean) is the source of this 606-nucleotide messenger RNA. RefSeq lists its product as uncharacterized. The coding region runs from base 1 to 606 and encodes 201 amino acids. The transcript has a single exon. Lineage: Eukaryota; Viridiplantae; Streptophyta; Magnoliopsida; Fabales; Fabaceae. The record is from RefSeq and is a predicted model, not a curated record.
AUGAAUGUUGAAUCAAAUUUCUCACGAGUUGCACCUUCAGUCUUUGAUGGAGAAAGCUACGAUCUUUGGGCUGUCAAAAUGGAAACUUAUCUGGAGGCUCUAGAUCUUUGGGAAGCUGUAGAAGAAGAGUAUGAAGUUCUUCCGCUGCCGGAAAAUCCUACCAUGGCCCAGAUCAAAAUUCACAAGGAGAGAAAAACUACAAAAGCAAAGGCAAAAUCAUGUCUAUUUGCUGGUGUUUCUCAAACCAUCUUCACAAGAAUUAUGACUCUUAGAUCAGCAAAAAUAAUUUGGGAUUAUUUAAAGGAAGAGUACGCUGGGGAUGAAAGAAUAAGAAGCAUGCAGGUACUUAAUUUAAUGAGGGAAUUUGAAUUGGAAAGGAUGAAAGAGUCUGAAAAAAUCAAAGAAUACUCAGACAAAUUGUUGGGUAUUGCCAACAAGAUAAGGUUGCUGGGCAGCAAUUUUCCUGAUUCUAGAAUUGUUGAGAAAAUUCUGGUAACCGUGCCAGAAAAGUAUGAAGCAUCUAUUGCUUCCUUGGAGAACACAAGAGAUUUGUCUAAAAUCACAUUUGCAGAAGUGCUACAUGCAUUCCAAGCCCAAGAGCAAUGA